Molecule: messenger RNA, 750 nt
Organism: Papaver somniferum (opium poppy)
Lineage: Eukaryota; Viridiplantae; Streptophyta; Magnoliopsida; Ranunculales; Papaveraceae
Exons: 1
Coding region: 1-750 (249 amino acids)
Source: RefSeq, a predicted model, not a curated record
AUGAAAUAUAUUGAUGGUUCAGACCAUUGUCCUCCACAAUACACAAAUCCAAGGAAUAAACUAAAUGGAAUUGAAAAUUCUUUAUACACUGAUUGGAUAAAUGAAGAUUCUUCCAUCAUGAUGUGGCUUCAUUCAACAAUUUCAGAAUCCGUCAUCCCUUACUUUUCAAGAGCAACAACAUCUCAUGAACUUUGGGUUAGCAUUAAAGAACGUUUUGCAAGGGCCUCUUCAACUCAUUCUAUUCAACUGCGUACAAAACUGCUAUCAUUCACGCAAGGUAUCAUAUCCAUUCCAGCUCUAAUUAAUGAAAUCAAAAUGUUAUCUGAUCAACUAGCUGCUGCUGGUGAAGUUAUCUCUGACAAGGAAAUAGUUGUUAUUACACUUAAAUCUCUAAAUGCUGAUUACAUACUCUUUGCCACUGCUAUGAGACAUCGUAAUCCACCAAUUACUAGUAUUGAGUUGCACAACAAUCUACUUAGUGAGGAAGCAGUUGUCAGUGAAAGGGCAGCUACUCUCAAAAUUGACACUGAUGCCAAAGCCUUCAUGGCAAAUGUUGGUAAACCUGCUUAUAAAGGUUCUCAUUACAACUCCAAAGGUUCAUUUAGAGGAAGGGGAUAUUCUGGUGGUGGUCGUUUUUCAAACCCUGUUAUAUUUCACAGAUUCAAUCCUGGUAGAGGCUACCCUCCACCUACAAAUCAACCAUGUAAGCUCUGUCUUGGAGAAGAUUAUUUGGCACCAAACUGUACAUAG